CUUUUUAAUUAGUUAUAGACAUUCUAUCUAUACUGUGAUAUAAAAUGUGAAUGUUUGUCCAUGAUUGCCACCGCCCAUGCCGAUCGCCCCCUCGACAGCUCCGGAUAACUUCUUCCUGACAAGACAUUCUCCGCAUCUUCAUCCCAACCCACGUCGCGGCACCACCUCGAAGAACCCGCUGUCCACGGUCGUUUUCACGAGUCUGUACGCGCGACAGAUAGUCCCUCGGCCUGUUCAAGCCGUCUUUCUCUCCCGUCUUCGCCGCCAUGGCCGCCCAGAUCAAGCAGGACCCGGAUGGCAUGACGCCCUACAUCAAACCCGACCCGGACAGCAAAGAGGCUGCGAUGGCGGGCUUCGAGGAUGAUAUCUACGAAGACGCGGGCGACCUGGAUUUCUCGAAUGCCGCCAAGGACGUCUGGCUGUCGCGUAUCCCCCGACCGCUGUGGGAACACUGGUCCAAGCUGGACGAUGACGAGGAGAUCCAGAUCGGCACGAUUAGGAUCGAGGGGCCGUUGAAUGAUAUCAAGCGGGUUAGCCUUCGCCUUGCCGACCGUCCCGACAACAAAGAGAUUCCGAAAGACUACAUCCUACAGCGCCAGACGAUCGGGGCAGAAAACGCAAGCCAUGCCACGCAGAAUACGUUUAUGUUUUCCGAAAGGGAUUUGCCCGGCAAUGAGAACCGCAUGGUGAUUUUUGGAGAGGCGCGUUCCGCGCUGUACGAAUCGAUGAAGCGAGAUGCGCGUAGGAAGGACCGCAAAAGGAAGUGGGAGCCUUAUGUUCGGAAGACCAUUCCUAAACAAACUGCUCUCCAAGGAAGAGUCAACGAAGAGUUCAAUUGUCUCCCGGUGGAGAACGAGGAGUUCCGGCGCAUAUCGGAGAAGAGAGCCCUGGAGGCCCUGAAACCUAAGAGAGAGACCAUGUUCAUUGACAGAGUCCCUGGAAAGCUACUCCAAUCAAGACAUGCCCUGCCUGGAGACAGAGCCACCUUCGUGCAACAAACCAAGCAACCGAAAGCCCGCACCCAAGAAAACAAGAGCACGCGUAUGCCACGCAACGAACUUGUCGACCUUCUUUACCAGUGUUUCCGCGAGUAUCGGUAUUGGCCCUUUAAGUCGCUCAGAGCACGGCUCAACCAGCCGGAUGCUUAUCUUAAGGAAACCCUGGAGUUGAUAGCACACCUGGUCAAGACCGGAGACUUUGCCAACACCUGGGAACUCAAGCCCGAGAAUAUGGAGAGCAACUACACGAACGCUCUGGUCAAGGAGGAGCUGCCGCCAGCACUGGAUAGCUUCGACGGCGCAUCGGAAGAUGAUGCCAUGGCACCCGAGAUGGGGACGGACAACGACGAAAUGCAAUUCGAGAAUGUGAUGCAGCGGUGAGAAGAGAACUGGCCAGGGGCUGGGGGCUCUUCAUGGCGUUAUUUGUCUUUUUCCUCAUUAAAAUUCCAUAUAUGGAGGACCAGGCGUUGUACUGUCAGGUCUUUGUCAUUUUAUAUUGAUAAUACCCUCAAAUAAGACCAUUGCCCAUCAAUAUUCCCAUCA
Messenger RNA from Penicilliopsis zonata CBS 506.65, 1541 nucleotides. RefSeq lists its product as hypothetical. Gene Ontology annotation, cellular component: transcription factor TFIIF complex. The transcript has 4 exons. Gene Ontology annotation, biological process: transcription initiation at RNA polymerase II promoter; transcription by RNA polymerase II. Bases 267 to 1379 code for a protein of 370 amino acids. Lineage: Eukaryota; Fungi; Ascomycota; Eurotiomycetes; Eurotiales; Aspergillaceae. The record is from RefSeq and is a predicted model, not a curated record.